AUGGCGAGGGAGACACCACUUAGCCAGGCAACUGGCUAUGGAGUCGUGAUUGGCUUAGGCUUCCUCUUCGCGUUUGGCAUGAUGUUGACAACCUUCGUACUGCGCCGCUACAACAACGAAUUGCAGACUUCGGAGGUGUUUUCCACUGCAGGAAGAACGGUGAAGUCUGGUCUGGUUGCUUCCGCCGUGGUGUCUUCGUGGACUUGGGCGGCCACCUUGCUGCAGUCAUCCAGCGUAGCAUACAGAUACGGCGUCAGCGGGCCAUUCUGGUACGCCUCUGGUGCUACCGUUCAGGUCAUCCUGUUCGCCACAUUGGCCAUUGAGCUCAAGCGCAAGGCACCCAACGCGCAUACGUUCUUGGAAGCAAUCAGGGCACGCUAUGGCGCCGCAACUCACGGCGUGUUCAUCACUUUCGGCUUGAUGACGAACAUCUUGGUGACUGCUAUGCUCUUGACCGGUGGCUCUGCAGUCGUGACUUCGUUGUGCGGUGUACCAACGGCCGCGGCUUGCUUCCUUCUGCCUAUAGGUGUGGUGUUGUACACAAUGUUUGGUGGCAUCAAGGCCACCUUCCUCACAGACUACGUCCAUACGGUCAUGAUCCUGGUCAUUAUCUUCAUCUUUGCAUUUACCGCUUACGCAACCAGCAAUGUUCUCGGCAGUCCAGGCGCCGUUUACGAUGCUUUGGUGGCAGCCGCUCAGAGACACCCAGUGGCAGGUAAUGCUCAAGGUAGCUACUUGACCAUGCGCAGCCAGGAGGGCGCUGUCUUCUUCGUCAUCAACCUUGUUGGGAACUUCGGAACCGUGUUCUGCGAUAACGGCUACUACAACAAGGCAAUAGCGGCGAGUCCAGUACAUGCCCUCCCUGGCUACAUCGCUGGCGGUUUGUCCUGGUUCGCCAUUCCGUGGCUUGCUGCGACUACCAUGGGCCUUUCUGCACUUGCUCUGGAGAACAACCCAGUCUUUCCAAGCUAUCCUAACCGAAUGGACCCAGCGGAUGUUUCGGCUGGCCUGGUCCUUCCCGAUGCUGCCGUCGCAUUGCUUGGGAAAGGCGGUGCUGCGGCGACGCUGCUUUUGAUCUUUAUGGCCGUGACGAGUGCGAUGUCUGCUGAAUUGAUUGCCGUAUCUUCGAUCUGGACGUACGAUAUUUACCAGACGUACAUCAAUCCUCAAGCCAGCGGUCGUCGUCUAAUCUACAUGUCGCACACCAGCUGCAUUGUUUACGCCAUUGUCAUGGCCGGCUUCUCAACCGGGCUGUACUAUGCUGGCAUCAGUAUGGGUUAUCUGUACCUUAUGAUGGGUGUGAUCAUUUCGGGAGCCGUCCUUCCAGCAUCGCUGACCCUCUUAUGGGACCGGCAGUCCUGGGCUGCUGCGACGUUCUCGCCACCACUUGCACUUGUUUGCUCGCUCAUAGCGUGGCUGGUAACCGCGAAGAAAGAAGGUGGUAACCUCUCUGUCGAUUCCACAGGUGCAAACAACCCGAUGCUAGCAGGCAACGUUGUUGCGCUACUUACACCCUGCAUUUUCAUUCCGAUCUUCUCGCUCCUGCCCGGCUUACGCUCGUCAAAGUACGACUGGAUGUCCAUGAAGCUCAUUCGAAAGGGGGAUGACUCCGACUUGGCCGCUGCCGCUCACGUUGACCUGGAGCUUGUGCCAGGCCAGUCAAUUCAGAGCGAUCAUGAGACACGCCUAGAGCAGCACCAGCUCCAGCGUGCCGCAAAGAUUGCGCGCUACAUGACCCUCUUCCUCACUCUCGCCUUGCUUAUCCUGUGGCCGUUCCCAAUGUAUGGCACCGGCUACAUCUUCAGCAAGCGCUUUUUCACCGGCUGGGUGGCAGUCGGCAUUCUUUGGCUUUUCUGCUCCAGCGCCUGUGUCGCGGUUUAUCCGCUGUGGGAGGGCCGGCAUACGAGCACCAGGACUAUCAAAGCUAUUUUCUUAGACAUUACCGGCAAGCGCAAGCCUGUGACCCAUGGUCGGGCCACUGUGGCGGAGACUGCAGAGGCUGAAGACAUGGUAGAGGCGAAGAAGGAGCCUGCAACACCCCCAGAAAAGGUCGUUGACGGCGCAUCUUAA
Molecule: messenger RNA, 2070 nt
Organism: Baudoinia panamericana UAMH 10762
Lineage: Eukaryota; Fungi; Ascomycota; Dothideomycetes; Mycosphaerellales; Teratosphaeriaceae
Exons: 5
Coding region: 1-2070 (689 amino acids)
Biological process (GO): putrescine transport; urea transmembrane transport; spermidine transport
Cellular component (GO): plasma membrane
Molecular function (GO): urea transmembrane transporter activity; spermidine transmembrane transporter activity; putrescine transmembrane transporter activity
Source: RefSeq, a predicted model, not a curated record